UAUGCUUUAAAGUAGGCCAAAAGAGCAACCAAGCCAGUUUUGUGGUUCACCUCUCUGUCUUAAACUCAAAACAGGAACAUCGAAGACAUAAAGCGAGCUAGCUAGCUGUCUGUUUACAACUAACAACACUUAGGCAAAUGGGGAAUAGCUUGGGCGGGAAAAAGACCACCAAGGUCAUGAAGAUUAACGGCGAAACAUUCAAGUUGAAGACCCCGGUGAAAGCUGAAGAGGUGGUAAAAGAUUAUCCAGGUCAUGUGUUGCUAGAAUCGGAAUCUGUUAAGCAUUUUGGUAUUCGAGCAAAGCCUUUGCAGUCACACCAGAGCUUGGAGCCCAAGCGGCUCUACUUCUUGGUAGAGUUGCCAGAAGCUCCCAAGGAGAUAGUUACAAGAAGGGUGCGGUCGGGUAUAAACAUGAGUGCUAAAGACAGGCUCGAGAGCCUGAUGCUGUCGAGGAGAUCCGUGUCUGAUCUUACCCUCAUGAAACCCAAAUGUGUGAUACCCGAGGAGUCCGAAGAAGAAGGGUCUGAAAGUGGAGCAAUGAGGGUGAAAAUGAGGCUACCAAGGGCAGAAGUGGAGAGGUUGAUGAAAGAAAGCAACAAUGAGGCAGAGGCAGCAGAGAAAAUCAUGCAACUCUGCGUGGCAAAUACCAGAAACAGCCCACGUGAAGCUGCGCAGAAAGGAAACGGCGGCCUGUCUUUGCAGCAACAAGUGCAUUGGAAGGGCAGCCACGGAAGAGUUGGAGAAGGUUUCAAGGCCCGUGAGAAACGGGUGAGUUUCACGCCAAUCAGUGAAGGAGGGAGCCAGAUAGCAGUUACCUCUUGACAAACCAUGAAGAGUAUACUCACUCAGUGUUCUAAUUAAAUAAAUCAGAGCAAAGCAAUGGGAAGAUGGUCCAUGCUCAAUUUUCCACAUCCCUCUAUACUUCACUCUACAUAUAAAAACAGUUUGUUGUACAUAGAAGAAAUAUAGCUUUCAAGCUUUUAGAGUGAGAGAUGUGACCUUGCGGGGCGUGCAUGGUGGUUCAAAUCUUUCUGCAAUGACUCUAUAUAUAUAUAUAUAUAUACAUAUAGUGAUCUCUAUUUCAUGGACAAUGUUUUAUGUAUUGUAUCUUUUUUAUACCUAAUAGAUUUUCUUUUUUGGCACAU
Molecule: messenger RNA, 1144 nt
Organism: Theobroma cacao (cacao)
Lineage: Eukaryota; Viridiplantae; Streptophyta; Magnoliopsida; Malvales; Malvaceae
Gene: AT17.1
Product: plastid movement impaired protein
Source: RefSeq, a predicted model, not a curated record